AACAAGACAAUAAACUUUUUUGAAAACAAAUUAUCAUUCUCAGCGAAUCAUUCAAAGCAGCGACAAAUUAAUAAUUAACGAAAGCUUUUAAAUCGAAAUAAAAAGUUUCUCAAAAACAUAUUUUCUUAGAGAUUGGUCGGCAUGUUAUUCCUGCAAAUUCUACGUUUCACUUUUUAUAUUUUCUUCAUCUUGGCUUUCCUGCCCUUCUUAAUAGAAGGAACUUCUAACGGGAAGCAAAGAAACUCGGAAUUUGACUUUUCUUUCGGUAACUUCAUUAAGAACAGCUCUUCGUAUCUAGAAGGGCCGAUCAUCUCUCGUAGUUUCACAGGCGAUGCUCUUUCUUGCUGGAUGAGGUGUCUUGACGUCUUGGAGUGUUUGUCUGUCAACGUGGCGGCCAUUGCUGACUCGAGCUUAAAGUUUUGGUGCGAAUUACUGUCUGUCGAUAAGUACAGCUGCCCAGACGAGAAGUACCAGCCCAACUCCACCUCAGACCAUUACGAAAUGAAGAGCGCAUGUGAGCACAAGCCGUGUAAUAAUGGAACAUGUCACACCAGCAAGCUCGACGAUACCUACACGUGUGUCUGCCAUGAUGUAUUUAUCGGAGAGAAUUGCGACAUAAAGGAAGCUCGAGCUCUUGGGAUGGAAGAUUACAGAAUCAAAGACGACCAAAUCACCCAGAGCUCUUAUUACUUUGAUUAUUAUAUGGGAAAGUACGCACGCUUGAACCUAGACGCGAAUUCAACCUCCCCUAGAGCCUGGAUAGCACACGGAUCUGACCCUGAGAAAUGGAUACAGAUUGACCUGAAGCGACUUGUGAUAGUCACCAAAGUGCAAACACAGGGAAGUACCGGAGCAGACAAUUGGAUCACAAGCUUUACGAUCAGCUACAGUCUUGACGGAACUAACUGGUCAGUGUACCAGGAGGGAGGUGUUGAUAAGGUAUUCCAAGUUGUAGGUGUAACCCAUAAUCACCAGGUGGUAGAUACUGUCCUUUCUCAACCAAUCAAGACAAAACUCCUGAGGAUCACUACCGUCACGUGCCACUUCUCGUGUGCACUGAGAUUGGAAGUGUAUGGUUAUGACGCGGACUAAUUGUGUUCUGUCCAUUAAUCUACAAGACACUGUUGAAGGACAAGAAUUACAGAUGAAGCGCACAAAAUAAAAAGAUGCACAGUUCAUGGGAUAGGGAUUAUGUAUUAGAGGCAAUUCACAGUACACACUAGGAAUAGGGGCUGAGAAAGAGGAUGCACAGUUCGCUAGAAACAGAUCAUGUUGUAGAAAAUAAUUAAAAGUUCUUUUAAUAGUGCUCAUGUUAUAAAAGAGAAUUCACAUUUCGCUCAAAACAGAUCAUGUUGUAUAAAGAGAAUUAAAAGUUCGCUUAAAAGCGCUCAUGAUAUAAAAGAGAAUUCACAUUUCACUAGAAACAGAUCUUGUUGUAUAAAGAGAAUUAAAAGUUCGCUUAAAAGUGCUCAUGUUAUAAAAAAGAAUUCACAUAUUGCAAAAGCUCUAAACUCAACACUAAAAUGAAUUGUGAAACGUUUAACUUCUUCAUUUUCGUCCUUAUCGGACCUUGGUAAUAAUUCCGCAUCAAAAUAAGGUGAUGGGUGCAUGUUGUAAAAAUCGAAGUCAUGUUAGGAUUGUAAUAAUAAACAUUACCAACUGAUGUCGAAA
Nematostella vectensis (starlet sea anemone) is the source of this 1671-nucleotide messenger RNA. Its product is annotated as EGF-like repeat and discoidin I-like domain-containing protein 3. Lineage: Eukaryota; Metazoa; Cnidaria; Anthozoa; Actiniaria; Edwardsiidae. The record is from RefSeq and is a predicted model, not a curated record. The transcript is spliced from 5 exons. The coding region runs from base 142 to 1092 and encodes 316 amino acids.